Podarcis lilfordi (Lilford's wall lizard) is the source of this 26313-nucleotide messenger RNA. The record is from the annotation of a GenBank genome assembly. Lineage: Eukaryota; Metazoa; Chordata; Lepidosauria; Squamata; Lacertidae.
GUGGAGCAGAAGCAGCUGGUGCGGUUGGGAAGGGGGCGGGCCACGCAGGCGCAAGGGGCAUCCCGGAGCCUGGAUGGAGCUCACGGGGGCUGGGGGGGCCAUGAGCGGCAAGAAAGGUAAAGCGGGGGCGCGCGGCUGCCCUUCAGGUCUUGGGGGCGCGUGCAUGGGGGCUGCAGAUAAAUCCUGGGUGGGGGAGGCAGUUGCAUGGGGAGGAAAGAGGGGGCGGCGGCAGCAGGGGGGCUUUCCUCUUGCACGGUCGGUCCCUGCUGCUGCUGCCAUUUGCAAGCUUGCCUCGGAAACUUUUGCAGGCGGAGCGCUAAUUCUCCUCCCUCGCGUCCCUCAGGCCCGGGGAGCGGCCGCGGCAAAAAGAAGAAGCAUAAGAAGGAGAAGGCGCCUCCGGCUCCGCAGGCAGAGAGCGAGACCCCCGCGGGGUGAGUGGGGCGCCGAGCGCAUCUUGCCUCGGGGGGAGGGCGGCGGCGGGAGCGAGCCUGCCCCGUCGGGGAUGCGUGUGCGAGUGAAUGCGGGAGAGAGGUCCUGAUUCUGGAAACUGCAGCUCUCGGAUGUUGGGGGGGGGGAUUCUCCCCGUUUAGAGGAAGCCGGCAUGACUGAGAGGGGGGGGGACGGACAGGUUUGCGGAACAGGUGCUGGGGAAGCCGCAAGGGGAGUGCGGGGCUGGCUGCGGCUUCUCAGGGCAGAUUCACACGUGCAUGUUCAGAAUCGUGGCUUGAGAGGGCGGGCCAACACGGGUAUCAAUGCCUAGAGCGCCCCGCUUUUCGGGGGAGCCCGUGCAGGCUCUCCGCUGCCAGCCUUCAGGCUGCAAGAACGCCAGUGGCAUCUGUGCACGUGUAAGCGACUUUUAGUGUUUGGAGGGUGGAAAUUUCAGGAAAUCGGUCAGUUUCAUAACACGCCUUUGUCUCUGGAAGAUUGCAUAGUUUGCAUGUGUGAAUGUCCAUCACAGGUAUAACGCUAUGUAUAAUCUUAAAUGUAAUUAAGUGGAGGCAGUUUGACUGCAAGUAAUUUGGGUGUUGAGAAGACCAAAUCAUGGUUAUGAUUUCCAUUUCUCUGGCAAGGGGGGGAAAUGAUGAUAAAGCUUCUGCUACAACUUAAAACAUGUGAGCGCUUCUACAUUGCUUCAUUGACAUGUAAAGCAGUCAGGAGAGCUGGUCGAGAAAGUAAUUCAGCUUUCUGAUGAUGAAGGCUCAAGAACCAGUCUUCAAGGCAAAACCUGAGCAGGAGCGGCUGUGUUUGCUCACUUUAGGACCUUUACCUCUUCAACAACGAUUUUAUUGUGAGCUUCCGGGAGUAAGGAGCUUCUGUUUUUGCUCGUUGUUGUUGCCUAGACAAAAGCCUGUGCCAUGAUAAGUGUGUUAGGCUUUUAAGAGGCCUCAGUUCAUGAACGUGGAUUGGGUGCCUUUUGCACCAGGAUGGCUGUGGCAGACUAGUAAGUCCAGAUGACUCAAACAAGUGAACCAAUCUAGAUCCCGCAAUAUGUUGUUGGGCUUCUACUUCCAUCAUCUCUUACCACUGGUUGGGGCUGAUGGGAGUUACGAGUCCAACAACAUCUGGAGGGCCCCAGGAGAGGGAAGGCUCCCCUGAGAUAAGGUAAUUCCUGCCACCAUCUGAAAUUAUUAUUAUUAUUACUAUUAUUUUAUGUAUAUCCUGCCUUUUUCCCAAACCGGGACACAAGGUGACUUACGGAUAAAAUAGAAACAGGUAAAAAACAUGGGGAAAACUUACUAAACAUUAAUAAAAGUAAAACAAUUUAUAAAACAGAUUUAUUAAAAAUCUAGAUAAUUACAAUAAAAACAUCACAGUGGUUCUCAAAAGCCUUCACCUGGCAAUGCAAGGACAACAAGGAGGGAGCCAGUCUAGCUUCUCUAGGGAGGGAAUUCCCAAGUCUGGGAGCAGCCACCACUGAGAAGGCCCUCUCCCGUGUCCCCACCAUGUGUGCCUGUGAAAUUGAGUUUAUUGUCUUCCCUUUUUAAGGGGAGUGCCAAAAGUGUUACUGUUAAAGGAGUAGUGCUGGUGCUGAUGCCUUUUUAAAGGAAUGAGGCUACCUGGAAGCCCCAUCCAUGGGUGUUGGAAAUGGUGUUGUAGGUUACUGGGUACAGUAUCUUUUUCUUGGUGCCUUUGGUGAAGGUUGCCUCUGAAUCUGAGUCAGAUGCCACAAAGGGGAAAAAAUAGGUUGUUUGGUUCUGUGGGGAACAUGCUGAACCCACAGCCUAGAUCAUGGGUAGGCAAACUAAGGCUCUGGGGGCCAGAUCCGGCCCAAUCGCCUUCUAAAUCCGGCCCAGGAAUCAGCGUGUUUUUACAUGAGUAGAAUGUGUGCUUUUAUUUAAAAUGCAUCUCUGGGUUAUUUGUGGGGCAUAGGAAUUCAUUCAUUUUUUCUCCCAAAAUGUAGUCCGGCCCCCCACAAGGUCUGAGGGACAGUGGACUGGCCCCCUGCUGGAAAAGUUUGCGGACCCCAGACCUAGAUCAUCUUGCUGUGCUGAUUUAGAUUGCAGAUGGGGAUUACAUGAUUAAAUAAAUAAAUAAAUAAAUAUCCACAUAGGAAACUAGCAAGCUACGGCAAAACUGUGCUAAAACUCUCCUCCCUUUAUAGGGAGUUUUUAGUUUCUUUUCCAUGAGAAAGCACCCAGCCUUGAGAGAGAGCACCUGCCACGGUUUGGUCUGGACCUGGGGCCUCCUGGUGAGCUAGACCCACGCCAUGCAGGGCUGGCUGCUUCCCCUGGCCGGUCUCAUCCCGCUCCCCUCGCCCAGAUUCCAUUCCCAUCCUGGGCGGCAGCUGCCGGGGGCCAUGGGGCUAUUUUUAACCCCCCGCCUGCCUCUGGUGUCUCUGUGCACAUUUGGGCUCUGGCGGGGAGGAGGGUUCUGAGCUCACAAGGUAUUAAUUCCUCUUUUACUAAGGAGGGGAGCAUGUGGACAGAUAAGGUGCCCAGCUGCCGGCAUGCUUUGCUGAGGCAGUCUUCUGUCUCCAUCCCAGGGCCCGUCACUCCAGCCUGGCUUUCACGCCAGAACCGGCAGCUCCUGCCCAGAUCUGGGAGCUUUGCUCUGAGGAGUAUCUUCUCCCUGGGGAAGGCGUCAGGAACAGAGCAGGUCUUCUCCCCUUGCCCUCCCCCCAAAUACACACCUUCCUUUGACAAGAACUGGAAGAUCAGCAGAGAAAAGGGUGCCAGCUAAUUUCAUUUUAUGCUUGGCCACGAAUCGCUUCCCUGUGUAUCUUUGGAGAUGGGGGAAACGAUGCAAGAGGGACUAGGAGGCAGUAGGUAUGUCUAAAAUUAUUGUGAAAGGAGGGUAGUGGUGUUAUUUUAUUGUGCCAUUGAUGUGCAUGGCGUUUUACAAAACGAUAUAAACCUAAAAGAGAGGUCCCUGCCCUGAGGGGCUUACUCUCUGAAUUUUGACAGAGGGGGAGAUGGGAGGUUUAAGAAUAUGAGCAAAGAAAAGUUACAGUUCCUUAAACUUUCUGUUGGGGGGGGUGAGAAUUAAUGCCCAUGUGGUUCGUCCUCUCCAGAGGUGACUCUCAGGUUGGAAGCAGGCAAAGGAUAAACAGCUGCUUACAGAAGCAGGAUAAACAUGAAUUAAAAAGUAAAUGACAUAAUUGGGAAUUGAGAUGCUCCUGACAAGUCUCUCUUUCUCCCCCUGCCCCCCCCCUCCGGCCAACUCUUCCAGGCCACUGAGUCCCUCCUGCUCAGAUGACGCUCCAAGCACCCCUCCAGUACCCCCCUUGCCUUUCCCCGCUGUGAUCGGAGGAGGGCAGCUGGGAUCUGAUGACGAGGAACAAGAGGACCCCCGAGAUUACUGCCGAGGUAUUUGGGCAAUGUGGGGAGUGGGGCAGGCUAUUCUUCCCCCAAGCUGGGACAGAUUAGGGGCUUUCUGUUUGGAAUUGUAAGUGAGGUGGGCAGUACCAGGUGCAGAGAGCAGAUAAACAAAGGAAGACUGCAUUGCCUUCAUACCCUCUGCUUGUUGAGUUUCUAAAGUUGCUCUUGUUUCCAGCAAGACAACCCAGAGAGCUAGACCCUUGGUCUGGUCCAGCAAAGCACUCUUCUGUGCCCCUAAAGAAUAACAACAAAACUGUUCAAUGUCUUUAGAAAUUGCCCACAUGCAGUACUAGAACAUGGGUGAGAAACCUGUGGGCCUUCCAAUGCUGUUGAACUACAGUUCCCACAAUCCCUGAUCUUUGGCCAGGUUGGCUGAGGCUGAUGGGAUCUGUAGUCCUCCAAAUGCUGUUGGGCCAGAAGUAACCCACCCCAGCACUAGGUGCACCGUGGUCCAGGGUGGCAAUUGUGCUGGGCCAGGACGUUCUCUGUGACUCUGGCAACUGGUAUAACUAACCUAUCUUCCCCUUGUUGCCUUGCUAGGUGGGUAUUACCCGGUAAAGAUUGGGGACCUGUUCAACGGGCGCUACCAUGUGGUGCGGAAACUCGGCUGGGGGCACUUUUCGACUGUCUGGCUUUGUUGGGACAUUCAGUGAGUAUGGCAGGGUGGGGAGGCUUCAUUUCUGUCCCCUACCAGAGAAUUAAGGAGUGAAGGCUAGUACAAUGGACUUCACUUUCCUGAAAAAUGGAAAAAUCAAAGGCAGCGUUUUCUAACUGGCCAGAUUAUGGAGCAACAAAGGGAGGCUGUGUGAAGCGAGAAAUAAGGGAGGAAGAAUUAAGGGAAAUGGAAAUACUCAGGAAGUGAUUUUUAUACCAUAUACAGUGGUACCUCUGGAUGCAAAUGGGAUCCGUUCCGGAGCCCCGUUCGCAUCCUGAAGCAAACGCAACCCGCGUCUGCGCGUGCGCUGGUUGCGAUUCGCCGCUUCCACACAUGCGCGUGACGUCAUUUUGAGCGUCUGCGCAAGUGGCGAAACCCGGAAGUAACGCGCUCUGCUACUUCUGGGUCGCUGCGGAGCGUAAGUUGAAAACGCUCAACCUGAAGCACAUUCAGCCCGAGGUAUGACUGUACUGUAGAUUCCUAGCAAGGAGAAGAAAAAGAGAGGAAUGUGCUGAGGGCUUAUAUGGUCAUGAUUGUUCUGCUGCUCUUGAGGGCUAGAAGCUUGCUUAAAUUUAAACAUGUUGUCAUCGUAGUUAUUAGUUUGUACAAAAGCCCAUUUGAGCCUUUGGAACCACACAUUGUGAUCAUUUUACCCAGUCUAAGUCCUUAGCAGGAGGGCUGAUAAGGUUGGAAAUGCAAAUCCAGAGGUUAUUCACAGGAUUGCAGCUUUUUACCUGUAAUUAGGUAUUCCAAAGUAGCCAACGUCUUCAGUAAGACGCAAUGGGGUGGGGGCAGAAACUCAGCCUUUCUUACCAGGCUGCUGAUUAUUAAGUACAAACUAAUUGAUGGGCAUAAAGGGAUUGCCUAAUCUGUAUUCACAGAUUCUGGGAAGACCCAUGAGGAUGGGGAGGGGGGGUCCUUGAGUGUGUGUGGGACAAGGAGAAGGGUGGGCAUGGUAGUCAAGUGUCUUAAUAGCAGAGGAACUUGCUGUUUCCUACUGCAUAAAUCGUUAAGUAUUCCCACUUUGCUUUUAUGAAUUUGUUAUUAUUUUGUAAUCACUACUAUGUCCUUAACUUGUUUUAUCUGAGAAGUCUUGAUGCUCCUGUGGAGAUUACAAAGUGGGGGGCAAAAUUUUAAAAAAAAGGUGGAAAGGGGGAGCCAGGACUAACCAGUCCUUUUCUUCUCUGUCUCCCCCCGCAAGGCGGAAGCGUUUUGUGGCCCUCAAAGUGGUGAAGAGCGCUGUGCACUAUACAGAGACAGCCGUGGAUGAGAUAAAGCUGCUGAAAUGUGUGAGUUGUCCUCCUUGCCCAUCCCUUUCCCCAGUUCUGGGGGCCCUGUAGAAGGAGUAGUGAUUAAAUAAAAGGAGACGAAGUUUGUGAGAUUUUGGCAUACUUGGAACCCCUUCUGCUUGGGAGCCCUGAGCCAUAAACUACCGGUGCUCAUGUGUAUGCCGCUCUUUAUUAUUUUAUCUGAUCCCUUGGACAGCCUAGGCUUGGAGCAGAUGAAGCACCCCUACCCUGGAUCCAUUUGCUCUGUUUACUAUCUAGAUCCCACCCUUUGCUGUCAGACACAGUGUCUUCUGUUCCCUUAGCCAAUCUAAUCUGUUUCUCUCCGUAUGACCUGGACUACAACUUCCAUCAGCCCCAGCAAACACUGGGUGCUGGUAAGGACUCGUGAGAAUUGCAGUCCAAUAUGUCUGGAGGGCACCCCGGAUUGGGAAACAGUGUUCAAAACUCCCAUUGUUUUAGACAUAUUUUGCAACAGGGAAUUUCAUUAGCACAAGCAGUUUCUGAGCUCUGGGCGCAGUACUGCACCUAAGAUUUCAGAUUAAAACUGCAGAGUGGAAGGAAAGGAGGAGCUUUUUCUGCCUCCCCACUUCCAACUAUUCUCUGAAGACUGGAGAAGAGAUCCUCUUAAGAAUAUUAGGGGGGAUGGGCAGGGGAAGGACUAGACCAUGUGAAAAAGGAACGUAAUAUUUUAGUUGCAGUUCAUUCAUUUUCAGCUUUGUGUUCUUGUUCUAAAAAAAGCGUGCCUAGACAUUUUGUUGUUGCGUCCAUAACUUAGGUUUAAGGUGCCAUUUAGCACCUAGCCUUCAUAUCUCAGUUUCUAACACUGUUAAGAAAGGCUGCCUUAGAGCAACGUGAAAAGUACGAGUCUACAGGAGAGCCGACUCUCAGCUACCCGGAGCAGAGAGUUUGGUUUGCUACUCUGACAUUUGAAGUAGAUUCCUAAUAAACAUUCCUUCUUCCCCAUCCCACACAAAGACACUAUUUCCCUAUUCUAAACAGUGUUUCUUUGUGGAAUAUUGUUUGGAAAUAAUAAUGGAUUUGACAGUUUGGUUCAACGUUUGAUGCCCGGCUAUAGGGGAGCCCUUGCCAUGGGCAUAGCCAAGGGGGACAGCUCCCCCCCCGAUCAAGUAAUGAAUAGAAAUAUUUAAUUAACUGACCAAUCGUGUCAUUUCUGCCCCCCUAAAAAAAGUCCUGGCCCCCCUAACAAAAAUCCUGGCUAUACCCAUGGCCCCUGACAUCAGAAAUACAGUGGAAGUGUACCCAAGUUGGGGUUUUUUUCAGCUGUGACAUCUAUGAUUUAAAACAUCCUCCCAAGGAUGGUUUGCCUGGCUCUAUCAUUGCUCACUUGUGGAUAGGCAAACAAAGGCAGUUUUAUUCCAGGGAGCUUUUGGAGACUUAUCCCUCUUUAUGCUGGUUCUGCCUUUAGGGUUUUUAAAGUCCUGUUUGGACUGCUUUGUGGCUUUACUUAUCCCCCCCCCCUUUUCUAUAAUGUUUUUAUUUAGAUUGUAAAUCUCUUUGAGUGGAUCAGGUGGGAUAUACAGUGGUACCUCGUCAGGUUACAUACACUUCAGGUUACAGACUCCACUAACCCAGAAAUAGUGCUUUAGGUUAAGAACUUUGCUUCAGGAUGAGAACAGAAAUCGUGUUCCGGCGGCGUGGCAGCAGCAGGAGGCCCCAUUAGCUAAAGUGGUGAUUCAGGUUAAGAACAGUUUCAGGUUAAGUACGGACCUCCGGAACGAAUUAAGUACUUAACCUGAGGUACCACUGUAAACCCUGAGAAUUAUUAUUUUUUAAGUAUGAUUGGGAUUGUACAACUUCAUAGUGCAGUGAGGGAUUGGACUCCCUCACAUUAAUAAAAGCUCGCUACGCUUUGAGUACCAGCAGAGAUUCUAUUGUAACCUACCCAUUCUUCACACGGGGCCUUUUUUAUUUCUAGGGAGUAUUUAAGCAUGCCAUACUUCACCUCCAGCCACAUAGGCCCCACACAUCUUCCUUCAAGGUGGGUGGUGGGAUUUCAAUUAGGAGGAUCUGGUUGGAUCAGAAGCCUGGUCAGUAUCAAGGUUUCUUGGAAGGACCCACCUGCUAGAGUGUCCUGCUAACAAGUUAUUUACCACAGAUGCGACAUCUCUACAUUUUUUAAUCUCCAGGUUGGCAACUGGGGAGGGUGGGCCGUUUUGACCCAAGGGCUUCUGUUGAUGACUGUGAUCUAGGAUGUGUCAUUUCCCCCUUUUUUUUUACUUUCCAGGUGCGAGACUCUGAUCCCUGUGACCCCAAGCGUGAGAACAUUGUCCAAUUGAUUGAUGACUUCAAGAUCUCAGGGAUCAACGGUGUCCGUAUCCUUCCACAAGCAGGCCCAGAAAACCAUAGGUGCUCCUGUUCAGAUUGUUAGGAGCCACUAUUGACUUCCAAAACUAUGGUUUCUGAAGGUAUCUCUUGGGUGAAUGUCUAGGUCAGGACAAAGCUUUCUCUGCUACUUCUUAGACCAGAAUGGUGUGGUUGUUUUGUUGGGGAAACAUUCAAAGAGCAGUACCAAAUUCUUCAUACAGAUAAAAAGUUAGCAUAUUCAGCAGAAAGUUGAUCUUGCAACCUGGUUUUAUAUGCUCAGGAAUGUUUUUUCUGUAGGGGAGCGUUCAGUCCUGCAUUCUGCCUCCUGCUAUAUGACAUGAUACAGUCCAGAGACAGUUGGAGCAAGCAAUGAACUUUCUGUUUGGAUCAGGCCUAUGAGGAUGGACAUAAACAGUUGCAGUCUGCUUCAGAUGAUUGUUUUAUUGUUGGACAGAGGCACAACUGUUGUUAGGCCACACCCUCCAGGUCAUGUCACUGUCGGAAAAGAAUCAUACAUUGGCCUGAGAUGAAUUGCAAUUUAUUUUUGCUGGGAAGGUGUUUUUCCUCUCCCCCCAUGAUGGGUGUUUGGAAUGUUGCAUUUACUGUAGCUGUUCAGCGUCGAAGGAAUCUAUUGGCUAGUAGCUGUGACACUUCUGAUGAUGACCAGAACCUUCUCCAGUAUGCAUACACACACACACACACACUAUGACUUUUUGAGAGCUUAAAAAUAAAAAUUGGUGGCUGUGCUCAUUGCUGUUCCAUUUUUCGUAGGCGUUCUCAUGUAGCCUCUUAAAAAAUAAAUGGUAAAUAGGUGAGGACAUGGGAAAAGCCAGCAAGGCUACCUGUGCUCUACAAUUCCCUGCCACAUUUAAUGAAUAGUUCUGUUUCUGUGUUCUGGCUGUGUGCUCCCACAAGCCUCAGCUGGCAUGGCCAGUUGUCAAGGAUGGUGGGAGUUUCAGUCCACAACAUCUACCUUAUUUAAUUAGACACAAAGCAGCAAGCAUGCAGUCAUUCCCUGCAGAUAAUGCUACUCCUGCUAUUGAAUGAGAUGUUCCGGAAAGGAAUCCCAGUUUUGUCAUCAUGUGGAAAGUUGCAUGGUUUUCACACAGUGGCCAGUUGUCAGUAGGUGAAUGUCUCAAAACAUUCAGUGUUCUCCUCCUCACUGAACACUGGCACAGUUUCUCUUCCAUAUCUGAUUUUAAGACAUUAAAAACACCACAUUAGUAAUAUGGGGGAAAUGAGGGUUGUCAUAGUGUUCUGAUACAUCGCUCAGACCUAGGGAAAUCAUUUUAGCUUACUGUGUCUCCUUGACUCGACCUCUGCCCAGAUGUCUGCAUGGUCCUUGAGGUUUUAGGACACCAAUUAUUGAAAUGGAUCAUCAAGUCCAACUACCAGGGACUUCCUAUACCCUGCGUCAAGAGCAUCCUACGCCAGGUAAAGAGUGGAUUUAUUUUAAAUCCAGUUGGGAUCUGUUUGUAACAUCGGGAUCAUUUCAACCCUUCUUUAUUUAGGCUGCUUAGAUUUAGGUUACUUGUAUUAUAUUCAAAAUCACUGGGAGGUUGAAUCAAACAAGCCACACAACUUGAGCAGAAAUGAAGGUGUCUGUAUGUUGGGGAUGGGGGUAUCAUAUGGUUGAGUUCUUUCUGGAGUAUAGUUUUAGACCACCAGUGGGAUAUUGCAUGUUGUAUUGCUUUCCAUGAAAGAAAACUCCAGUCUCUGCAUAUGGAAAGCUAGACCAGUGUUUCCCAAACUUGGGUCUCCAGCUGUUUUUGAACUAUAAUUCCCAUCAUCCCUGAUGGCUGGUCCUGCUAGUUAGGGAUUAUGGGAGUUGUAGUGCACAAACAGCUGGAAACCUCGGUUUGAGAAACACUGAGCUGGACCAUUGAGGUGAAGGCUAGACUAAAAUCCAUCUUGAUGGGAGGGGAUUCAGGUGAACAGAGGAACAUGAGUCUAUUUGUUGAAGAGAGGCUGGGGCCUAAGGCAGUCAUUCCCAAAUCUAGUCCUAGAGCCAGUGUGGUGUAGUGGUUAAGAGCGGUAGUCUCGUAAUCUGGGGAACCGGGUUCGCAUCUCCGCUCCUCCACAUGCAGCUGCUGGGUGACCUUGGGCUAGUCACACUUCUUUGAAGUCUCUCAGCCCCACUCACCUCAUGGAGUGUUUGUUGUGGGGGAGGAAGGGAAAGGAGAACGUUAGCCGCUUUGAGACUCCUUAAAGGGAGUGAAAGGCGGGAUAUCAAAUCCAAACUCUUCUUCUUCUUCUAUCUAGGGGCUGAUAUUGCACACACAUCCUUCUGCUCUUGAAGAGGGUUCUGUAUCUUGAGCACAUGCACACGGUCCAUGGUAGUUAACAAAAUUCCAGGCUCUGAGGUUCCCAGUACAGUGGUACCUUGGGUUACAUACGCUUCAGGUUACAGACUCCACUAACCCAGAAAUAGUGCUUCAGGUUAAGAACUUUGCUUCAGGGUGAGAACAGAAAUCGUGCUCCGGCGGCACGGCGGCAGCAGGAGACCCCAUUAGCUAAAGUGGUGCUUCAGGUUAAGAACAGUUUCAGGUUAAGAACAGACCUCCAGAACGAAUUAAGUACUUAACCCAAGGUACCACUGUAUAAGCUCUGUAGUUCCUGAUACCACAACCUCUGUACUCGGAAACCCUUGAAUUCUCCCAUUUGAUCAUGCAUCUCCCUUCCCAGGUAUUGCAGGGCCUCGACUACCUCCACACGAAGUGCAAAAUAAUCCACACAGACAUAAAGCCAGAGAACAUCCUGCUGUGUGUAGAUGAGAGUUACGUGCGCCGCCUGGCAGCUGAGGCCACUGUCUGGCAGCAAGCUGGGGGCCCGCCCCCUUCUGGCUCUGCAGGUAAAUAGUCACACCCUCCCCAUGUUCUUUUAAUCUUUAUAGUGGCACAUCUUCUUUAGAAAGAAGAGGAUAAUCCCUGGCUCCAUUCUCCCGCCUACGUUAGACAGGCAAGACCAGGGUUGGCAAGUGGAAAAGUUGGAGACUUUAGCAGGAAGUUAAGCAAGCACCUCUUUCCAAUUGACUUAAUAACUAAUUUUAGUGUAGUAGUGCCUGUGUUUGCAUUUACUGAACUGUGACUAAAUUUUAAAUACCCAGUGAAUACCCAAGACACCUCUACAUCGUUCCAUCCUUAUUACAUCAUGAUUAUUAUCGGUCUGUUGCGAUGUUUAGCUGGUGAUAUAUUGCAGUGUUGACAACCAAGUAUCGCCCAACCCUACAAGACAUAUGGGUGAAGUUUGAUUGCAGGAAUCAGAGUAGUAGCAAGUGAGCCAAUAAUACAAGUAUAGUGAUGCUAAAUAAAUCAAAUUGUCCACGGAAUCCUUGGCAAAGCAUAAAACAGGAAAAACUUUGACUGAAUUGUGGAGUGCGGUAGAGGAGAGUCAACUGGGAAGAUGUGCAGAAAAAUUGAAGCUACAAUGGUUCAUGAAAGGCUAGGCCCCUAGUUGGCAACUAUUUACUGUUUAUUUACUACUUUAAUACGGAGAUUGCAGGCAUACACACAGGGUUGCUUCCUAUGUUAAUCCUACUCAAGAGUAGAUCCACUGAAAAUAAUGGACCUAACUGAAGCAUAGCUCUGUUAAUAUAACUGAGUUGGAUAUAACCUGCACUCUCCCUUUGCAACUGAAUUGUCAGAAAGUUGCACCGCUCUUGCCAUCACUUUUCCCACCCAGACUCUUGCCUCUCUGACUCAGCAGGUGGAGGACCCGGCUGGUGCAGUUGCUGAUCUCCAGACAGCAGCCUUAAACAUAGUGCAGGAAGAGUGCGUGUGUGCAUGCACAUAAUUGAGUAGAGCAGCUCUCCCCAGUCUCCCUACUUGUUACUGAUGGCCAUGGCUGUGUGUCACUCCAGUCCAUGGAUAAGGAACCUGUGACCCUCCAGAUAAUGUUGGACACCAGCUCCCAUCAACCGCAGUCGGCAUGGCUAAUGGUUAGAGGUGGAGGUUUAGAGAGCAGCUCUAAUGAGUAUCUGCACAGGAACUCGAGAUUAUGCUAAGGAUCUCCAGAAGUGGUGACUGCACAUUCAAGACCAAGCAGGGUAGACUUGUAGGAUGAUUGAUGGGAGGAAAGGAGAGGGCAAGAAUCACAACAUCACUCUGUGGGCCAUGGACUACCAGCCAUGGCCUAGAAUGUCAAUCCACCCUCACUAGGGAGCUUGGCUGCCUCCCACAUCCUCUCCCCUAUAUUUAUCUUCACAGUGUUACGGAUUGUUGUUUGUUUGCCUUAGACUUCCUGGCUGUUGGAUUCUGGGAAUCAUUUCUGUCUCUUUCUCUCCCUCUUUUCUCUCCUCACUCCAUCUGUGCACCUCUUCCCUCAGUCAGCUCUGCACCCCAGGAGAGCCUGGUAAGUCUCCUCUUGGUGCCACUACCCCUUUCAAAGGUGGUGGAAAAACUAAGUUUAGAAUUGGUAAUUAUUGUUGCUGUAUUCUGUGGCCUUGUGUGGAUGGAUGGGCCUCCCCCUGCCCCCUGUUUUGCAAUUCGCAUACAAGAUUCUCAUGGUCACACCUGUAUUUACCAACAGUCCAGGCUUAACAGGACCCAGCCACAGACAAUUUUUCACAUGUGCCAGAGAUGUCUGCAGCCUUUACUGGAUACAAAAACAAAGUGCAGAGAGAGGCAAGAGCUUCACAGCCUUGUGUGGGUUGUACUUUGUUCUGUGUGGCACACAGUUAAUUUAACUGUGGCACUGCCCUGCAGUGUGAGAAUGCACCUGUGCACUGGCCUAAGCCUCUCUUUGUGAGGGCUCACAGCUCAGCAGAAAAGCACAUGCUAUGCAGAAGUCAGUCCCUGGCAUCUCCCAUUAAAUGGCAUGUUUAGCAGAUGAUGGAAAAGGUCCAGGGAGCUGCUGCCAAGCGGAAAAGCUGAUACUGAGCUGGAAGCACAAAAUAGUCCGACCUGCUCUAAGGCCGUUCCCCGUGUUCCAGUCAUUGUGCCUGCCUGGUUCCAGUUGUGUCACUUCAAAGAAGGGCAGAAGUGUUCAUGGGAAACAUAACGUACACAAAUAAGGCAGAGACAGCAUUGCAAAUUCAUUUUUCAUUUUCAUGUAGCACACACAUUUGAUAGAUAGACAGAUUAUCCCAUAAAAGUGUACCAGAUUUGAUUCCUCAUUUCUGAAAUGUCCCCAUGUUGGGACUGGCUGAGGACUGGCUCUUGUCCACUUUUCCAAGAUUGCACUUCAACUUGUAAAGCCAUCUGAUGAUUUCCAAAGACUCUGCACUCUCUUCUGUGGACACUCUUUGCUUACCUGCGCUGCCUGUCACACUUCUUUGGGUUUUUCUCUUUGGCCUUUAUGUAGCAAAUCCCAAGCAGGGACAAUGCACUCUCGAUUCUGCCUGUGCCAGUAAGGGGGACAAGAAGGCAUGCAAGUGUGAACACAAAAAAGGAGAGAGUUUUGGACCAGGGAAACCACAUCUUACAGCUAGCCUUAGAGAAAUCAAGGAAGCCAGUUCUUUUUUGAUAGUCCAUCAGAAGCCAGCCAAGAGGAAGUGCAACCAGCUUGACCACUUGCUUUCUUACCAGACACAAAGCUGCUACAAGAUAGAAGUUCUUUGGUUAAUGCAGCAGAGCCUUGUGUAUUUUGACUUGUUCCCUCCUUGCAUUUUCUGUACAGAUGAGUCCAUAUCCCAAGUGCCAUGAUGCCAGUAUGUUGUAACGUGACUUCUAGGUGCACAUGUGAAGGGGAUAGAAUAUUAUUAUUCAUUUUAUUAUUAAAUUUGUAUACCACUCUUCAUCCAAAGACCUCAGGGGAGUUCACAGCAUAAAAAUAAAACAUUAAAUACAUAAUAAAAACAAGAACAAAACAAACACUUUUAAAAGGAUGUGUGAUGGUAAUCAGCCAAUACAGGUUUAUGGGCUUGCAUGUAGAUAAAAAUCUUUCCUUAAAAUCGCAUAAUUCCUGACUCGGUUCUUGCUGUUGCUGCUGCCCCGUUGUUACUCCUGCUGUUCUGUUGUGUUAGUGCUGGAUAGGGCAUUGGUUGUUGCUCAGCUUUGCUGGAAAGACAAAGGGUCAUAAUUCAUAUGCUCAUCCCAUAGCAUUUAGUUGUUUAUUUUGCCCACCCAUCUGCCUGCUUUAUUUUUCCACCUUAAAAACACCAGUUUGCAUAUAUCAUCACACACAGAGAGAGAGAUUUGCAUCCCUUUUUGCUUGUGGAAGUGCAAGAUGGUGUCCUCUCGCACACCCAUUAUGGUUUCUUUGUCUUCUCAUUCCCAGUUUCACGCCCUUCAUGCCUUGUGUGUGUUCUCUGGAGUUCAUGCUUCUGCCACCGAGCACACCCUUGUUUCUGUACGUCAUUUAUUUGUUCCUGCACCUGCUUUUGCUUUAACCCAGCCAGGCCUAACCCAAGACAUUUUACUACAGGGGUGGCUAAGCCUUUUGGGGCAGAAGUCCAGAGUGGCCCAUGGCCACCCUCUGAGGGCUGCAUGGUAAAAUGGGCACGGCCAGAUCAUUACUUUCCUUCCAAAGUAAGGCUGUUCCUUUAUUCUCACAGAUUCAUUCCAUUGGUAGUUUCUUUAUUUUCUUCCAUUUAUUUUUUAACUGAUAAUGUGUUCCAUCCAACGUGAAAGAGCGUCUCCACCCCCAUCGUUCUACCCGGACACUGAGGUCCAGCACCGAGGGCCUUCUGGCGGUUCCCUCACUGUGAGAAGCCAAGUUACAGGGAACCAGGCAGAGGGCCUUCUCGGUAGUGACGCCUUCCCUGUGGAACACCCUCCCACCAGAUGUCAAAGAGAACAACAACUACCAGGCUUUUAGAAGACAUCUGAAGGCAGCCCUGUUUCGGGAAGCUUUUAAUGUUUGAUGUAUUAUAGUAUUUUAAUAUUCUUUUGGAAGCCGCCCAGAGUGGCCGGGGAAGCCCAGCCAGAUGGGCGGGGUAUAAAUAAUAAAUUAUUAUUAUUAUUAUUAUUAUUAUUAUUAUUAUUAUUAUUAUUGUCAGGCAGUUCCAUUCCUUAAUCUCUCCAAACUCAUUCUGUUCAUUUUUUUUAAAAAAAACCCUUAUUUAUUUCCCCUUAUUAUUCCUUCAGAGUCCCUCUUUUCCCUCCCAGAUGCAUCUCAUUUGCAAUUAAUAGGUGGUGCUGCCUUGUUUCAUUUCUGUUGUUCCUAUUCACUUCAUUUCUGUUCACUUCUGGCUGUAUUACAGUAUUUCUCCCAUUUUGAUUUCCCACAUUGAGAGAUCAUUAGUCAUUGGCUGCUGUAGUCAUCACAGUGGGAUAAACAAUGCAAUCAGCCAUGCGCAGAAGGAAAGAGAAUUGGUUGUUAAUGGGUAGGGCUGUUAAUGGUGCUCCUGGAAGCACUGCUUUAGAAAGCAGUGAGGUGCCUUAGGGAAGCCCAGUUGCAAAUACCCAAGUAAAGUUAAGGUUUUUAGAGGCUGGGUGGCCAUCUGUUAUGGAUGCUUUAGUUGAGAUUCCUGCAGUGCAGGGGGUUGGACUAGAUGACCCUCAGGGGCCCUCCCAACACUAUAAUUGAUUGUGGGGGAUGUUGGGAUUUAAGAGCUACAGUGCCUGCAAGCCACCCAGAAUCUCACACACACACACACACACCGGUGCUUUGCAGGAUCACAGCAGAUGUUGGGCUCCAAUAUUUGAAUUGUGCACAAUUUUCUUGACACCCCUAAAUAUAUUAUCAGUGAGGGACCACUCUCUUCUGCAGUUGGUCUGGCCCAGCUUUUUUAUAGGCCCAGCCCUUACAUUUGGCUUGUGCCUUUACACAAGUCCUUGUUUCCUUGUAGGACUAGUGUUCAGUGAGGUGUUUGAGCCGUAGCACUGAGGUGGGUGCUCACUUGAGUAAAAUGUUCCUGCAUAAAUAAAUAACUGCACAUAGAAAACUUAAUGUUUUUUGGGGGAAGGGCCUUGUCCAUCUUGCCUUCUUCCUCGACAUGCUAGUUUUUGUGUGGCAGAAAUUAUUUUGUUUGGGGUAGCAUUUCAGGUAGGAGAAUCCCCGUUUGUAACCAGAAACAGGCUGACCACUAGGCCUCAUUUGCUCACUUGCUCUUGCAUCUGCUCUUACAGAUAUGUAAUGCCUUUCUUCUUCUUCUUGCUACAUCUUUCUCCUCAUUCAUCCUUUGCCCGCCCCCAUUUCUUUGCACACAACUACUCUCUUGCAAGCUGUGUGUUUUGCUGUGAAAUUGCACCCCGCUGUUUUGGGGUUCUGGCACUGCCCACUGACACUUUGAGUUGCUUCCUGGUGAUUCCCUUGGUUUGUUCCUUCUCCUUCUCCCGUUCUCUACCCCAAACCUCAGGGCCUGCCAUGUGGCUCCUUUGCAUGCUCCCCCCCCAACCCCCGCUCACUUUCCCAUGCAGCCCUGGAAUUGUAAGUAACAGGGCUGUGACAUGGGGUCAUCUCAUCUCCCAGAAUGGGAAGCUUUCGAAGAACAAGCGGAAGAAACUGAAGAGGAAGCAGAAACGACAAAGUCAGCUCCUGGCAGAACGGCUCCGGGACCUUCAGCAGCUGGAGGAACUGGCGACCCUGGCAGCAGGAGAUGCCAGCGAGCCCACAGCAGAUCCAGGUGAGGUUGGGAGAGGGAAGUCAGCUGCUGUGGGGUGCAGCUGGUUCUCUUGUGUGGUCAGGUCUGGAGGCUUGACAACCACCCCCCAAUCUUUGCAUACUUACUCUCACACCCUUUUGUGCAGCUUAAAAUAUUUGAGCUUGUGCCCCUUCACUGCCUCCCCUACACUUGUACGCUAGCAUUUACAUUGCCUAUUGUUUGUUCCUGGCAUUUACAUGGGUCCAUUUCACGUGCCAUCAGAAUAAACCAUAGUUAACGUUUUAUUGUGAAUGUACCUUUCUAGGCUGUUGUUCUCCUCCCUCCUAGUGCACGGAGGAAAUGAAGGCCCCUGGCUUAGCGUUCUGUCUGAACCAGGGAUCUUACUCUAAGCAACCCAUGACUAGUAAGCUAAGAACGAAUAUUGGUUUAUCAUUGUGGUUUGUUUGGAGCAAAACAAAUGGCAACUCGGUCGCUGGCUGAAAUGUAAUGUUAAGCCCAGGGGUAAUGGUUUGUUUCUCCCCAAUGCUAGCAAGAAGCAGCAAAGUGGAUCCAGUUGCCUUGCAGUAAAUAGGUUUAUUUUUGAACAUUUUACAUCCUGACUCUUGAAAUGGGAUGUAGUCACCUCCUGAUUCUUACCUUUUUGGUGCCCUUUCACCUAUGCCUCUCCCUUCAGAAACAUAUAAUGCAACUCUCUUUCUCCUUUUCAAUCAGUGCUGUUCACAGCACACUUUUUAUGAUACCAGGAAACCCUGACCCUCCUCUUUCUUCUUCUGUAGACCUGCCUGACGGAGCCCCCAUCAUGGUCUCCACAGCUGGGGGGACAGAGCCCUCAGGGGGCUCUCUCGCUUGCAGCCCCCAGAGUCUGACAUCGUCUUCUGGUUUCUACACACACAAUGCCUAUGACAGCUGCAACGGGCACUCUCCACCUGGCACAGCCAGCCGCCAUUUCAGCCCUGACUCAGCAACCUCCGGCUUCUCAGGGUCCCUCUUCUCUGGCUCAGCCAUGUCAGGUGUCUCUAACCAGCGGGAGCGUGGAGGGCUUCUCUCCCCCAGCAGUGAGUAUCUCUCAUGGGUUUACAGGGGCAAGAUGACAAAGGAGCCAUGUAGGCCCAAACGCCCAAAAGCUGACUCUCCCUUUGGCCAGCUUUCUCUCAAGUUGUGAUAGCAGAGGCAAACCAUUAUUCUUAAUUAAAAUUUGAGGCAUCCUUCAGUCUUAUCACUCCAAAUAAUUAAUUUUAAGGAGAAUCACCUGUGUGUCUGUAUUAGUCACUGUUGCGUAUCCUCCUUCUGAGCUCAGGUCAUUCUGGCUCCAUUCCAGAUUUGUGUAGGGUUUACUCCUUAGCUUUUUCUUCUCCUGAAAAUAUCCUGCAAGCCAGUGAAAGUUUAGGAUCAGAGUUUCCUUCUAGAUAGGCUACCUUCUUAUGUUGACGAGCCCCAUCUUCCCCUCACGUCCCUCUUCAGCACAUGCAGAAACUGCCUUAUUGACUGCUGUACCCACUCUUGGUCUCGUCCACUCAAUCUGCUGGAGCCUGUCUUUGCAUGCCGGGGAAGUUCCUAACUCACCAGGGGUUGGAGACCCAUUGACUACCCUCACCUGGUUUAGCUGGCCAGUUGAGUGGUUAAAUUUGAAUAGCACAACUGUUAGGCUAAACCAUUGCUUACUACCCCUUCAGCAUCUGUGGAUGUCCCAUAAAAGUGGCCUUUGAAGGACUGUUUUGUUUGUUUUUCACCUGAUUCCCUGCCCUGGUCUGCCUCUGCAGCUUUUGGUACCUCUGAAUUCCUGGUGAACCCCUUGGAACCUCAAAAUGCAGACAAAAUCAGAGUGAAGAUAGCAGAUCUGGGAAAUGCCUGCUGGGUGGUGAGUUAUUGGAGCGCAUGUUGCUCACACCUCCUGAAGGGAGCAGCUCUGGUGGGGCUGUCUGUCGCAUGGGGAGUGGAAUGUGGUGGCUGCACAGAAGAGACUGGGAGCAUGUGGGCUGUUCGGGGACUUGAAGCUAUGGGCACCCUGUAUUUCCCACAUAAUGUGUAUUUCUGCAUUUACACUCUACACAGUUUUUGCUUCAAUUUUUAAUUAUUUGUGCUGUGGAAAUUUAAAAGAGAAGAGCACACACACACACAUUUCUUCAAUUGAAAAGAUUCUGAGCAUCUCAAGCUUCAGUGGAAGGAAGCAAACAUAUUGAUGUGUUUAUAAUUUCAACAUGUCCAGCUUUUAAGGUUCUUUAAAAAAUUAAAUGAGGGCUCCAUAUAGGGAGUAAAUUGAUUUGUAUCUUGGGGAAAGCUGCCAAGGAGGAAAAAAUACAUGGGAUUUAGUAAGGAGUGGCGAUGGUGGCAGUGGUCUGCCUUUUGGAAGGUACAUGUGGGGUUAACUAGGGCUCUGCUUUUGGUGAGCAGUGCAUAUAUGCUCUGGCUUAGGAAAUGGUAGUCACAGUGGGAGACACACACUGGAUUGGCCCACAGGGCGGCUGUUGAAGAGAGCAUGGGAUGUGGGUUCUACAUGUGCACAUAUGCGCAAGAGAGCAUGUCCGUACGUACAUAGGUAUGUCACAGGGAUGUUCCUCACACUCUCAAUUUCCUCAGCACAAACAUUUCACGGAGGACAUUCAGACUCGCCAAUACCGGGCACUGGAGGUGCUAAUUGGUGCCAUCUACAGCACUCCUGCUGAUAUCUGGAGCACAGCAUGCAUGGUAGGUUCACGGGGCUCCUUCCGCUUCUUGUGCCAUAUUCUGGUGGUGGUGGAGCUCGAUGUCGUUUGGGGUUUUCAACUAAAAAACAUGUCCACAAAUGUGGUCACCAUCUCGCCAUUGGUUAAGCAUAUUCUUUUAUUCUGGCGAGUCCAAACCUGGAGAUGGGCAAUGUGGGGUCUUGCUGACCGUGCACUGAAUCGCAAAGGCACUUGACUGUCAGUCACAAUGUUCAUAUGGAACUUCCAGCUUCAGAGGCAUAAUGCCUCAAAUUAAUACUUGUGGCCAGGGAGCUAAAGCAGGAGGGAGCUGUUGCACUCAUGCCCUUCUUACGGGUUCCUCGGAGGUAUCUGAAGGGCUGCUGCGGGAGACAGGAUGCCGAACUCGAUGAGUCUUUGGUGGGAUCCAGCAAGGCUCCACUCAAGCUCUUCUGCUGAAAAGCAGCAAGGUCCUUCCCUGAGGCUUUCUGGGUUCGGACCAAACUAAGCCUCCUGGUUUGGCUAUGCAAGGCUUUGUUUUGUCAGAAUUGAGUAUACACUUCCAGAGUUAACGCUAAAUACAUUACUUCUGGUAAAUGAGCCACCAUAGCCGCGAGAGGGCCAUGAAAAUUAUGUCCCAGGCUUUUUAGACUCAUCUACCCGUGUACUAUCUGAAACGAAAGGGGCGUAUUGGUUGCCAGAUGUGAAAUAUUUUGGCAUUAUUUUUAGCUCUCCUACCCUACUAAAAAUCAGGCCUUCCCUUUUGUCAGUGUAGUGACUGCUAUUUGUCAAGAUACCUCCCGCUUCCUUUGCAGGCUUUGCUUGUGUGGCUGUGUGCCAGAAUGAGCUGAAUGUUAGGUGGUUAAUGAGAUAUAAAUAUACUUCCUUUGUUGCCAACUCUACUUACAGUCUAAUAGCCGCACAUUUAAAAUCCUAACACAAAACAAGUACUUGAACCAAACACACUCUUUAGAAACUUUAUGCUUCUGACCUUUGCCCUUCCUGUGCUUUGCCAUUUUAUGCUUCUUUUGAAAUCAGUCUGCCUGGGCAAAGGAGGCGUGGCUUUUGGCAGGGACCCGGCUCCACCCAGCAGCUCUGGGGCUCCUGAGAGGGAACCCAUUUGGCAUUAAGUUUAAGAGGCGCUGAAUACAAGCCCCGCUGGAACAAUCAGAAGUGCACCUUAAGCCUCCUGACCGUCCCUUUGCAGCUGCAUCUUUACCUUUACCUUUACCCCCCAACCUGAUGUCGUAUAGCACACUGAGUGUGAGCAGGGGGACGUGGCUUGGGGAAAAGUCUGGCUUGCCCGUCUCACAGAUCGUCCACCCUGAGGCUUCUUUAAAAUGGCUCCUUGUGAUGUUUUUGUCAUGCAAUUAAGUCAUUCCUGCGCGAUUGCUUUCAAUGAAGUUUCCUCCAAAGCUGGUGCAAUUGCCGGAAAAGAAAAAGUUUAAGCUGCUUGGGAUACACAGACAUAUACACAUAUGUAAUAUGUAUAAUCCACAAUUUCUUUGCACCAACAUCUUAAUAUCAGCACGCGGUAAAAGCUGAUAACGCGGAUUCUACAUGACUGUGUGACGAAUAAGCCAGCCCUGCAAGACCCUCACACUCUAGGAAUGGCUCCUUCUCUGUUCUGCCUGCCUGAGUUUGAUACAUGAUAGAACAAAUAUUCAGAUGUCAGUCAUUGGUUCUGCCAAGUUUUCAUGGCAGGGUGUGUGUGUGUGCGUGUUCUCAUGCGCAUGCGCAGCAGAUGAUUCCCUUUGCUUCUUAGACCAGUGAGUAUGCCAGCUCAAAAACCUCCUCGAGAGGGUCAGGCAAUACCACAUGAGCAUUUCAGGCCUUGGGCUUAGCCUUCCUUGCUGGCCUGACUGGCUUCCAUGUACCGUAUUUUUCGCCCUAUAGGACGCACUUUUUCCCCUCCAAAAAUGAAGGGGAAAUGUGUGUGCGUCCUUUGGGGCGAAUACAGGCUUUCGCUGAAGCCUGGAGAGCGAGAGGCUCCGGAGGGUUGCGCAGAGCUGCCUGCAUUCCGAAGCCUCGGGUGCGCUGAAGAGCGUGCGGGCUUCACACAGCUGUCCACAAGCCUGGGGAGACCGGCGCGGCUCCCUAGGCUUGCGGAUAGCAGGCUGUUCUGGGGGCUGGGGUUGGGGGAAGCUCAGGCUUCCCCCACGCCAGCCCCGUGCCUGGGGGGGAAAUAAUUUUUUUCCUUUAUUUCCCCCCCCCCCAAAAAAACUAGGUGCGUCCUAUAGGGCAGUGCGUCCUAUGGGGCGAAAAAUACGGUAGUUCCCACCUUUGGCCAGAGGUUGGCACUGGCAUGCAGAACCACCUGGGUCCUGAUGUUUAGCUGAUCUGAAAAGUCACAACGGGCCAUGGGGAAGAGGAGAGAUUUCUUAACUGAGAGCCAGCCCACUCAUGAAGCAUCUGCCUUAGGUGGCAAAGGUGCAGGAGGCAGCACUCCGCCUGCCCCACUGCUUCCGUCGCCACCAGAACACCACCGUCACCAGGUUUCGACGAGAGGGAGGUGUUCCAGUGCACAGCAUUGCCACUCGUCUUCCCCCCUCUGCGGUAGAGAACUCAAGUAGCAAGGGCUUGUGGAACACUGCGUGUGGGUCUGGCAGAAGGCAGCCCAUUCAUGUGGUGAAAUAGGAUGGGCCACCCCUGCCUUAACUGCAUAACCUGAUGAUUCUCUUUCUUUGACAGGCAUUUGAGCUGGCUACUGGCGAUUACCUCUUUGAACCACACUCGGGCGAGGACUAUACCAGGGAUGAAGGUAAAGAGCUCUCACUGGUUGAGCCAAAUGAGGAUGCUGUGUAUGAGGCCUGCCUAGCCAGCUGGGCUUAAAUCUCCCUCUGUGCUCUAAUCUGGAGGCAUUGUUGAUGCCAGAAUUUCACAAGAGGCCUGCUGGAACUCUGGAGGGGGGAGAGACUGGGACACGCAGACCCUGAUGUUCCCUCCUCUUUUGCUUUUCAGAUCAUAUUGCCCACAUUGUUGAGUUACUAGGCGAUAUCCCUCCGCACUUUGCUCUUUCCGGGCGCUAUUCGCGCGAGUACUUCAACAGGAGAGGUAAGUUAGGGAAUGUAGCCUCUCUGGGUUGCGAGGAUGUUGUUCCAAGUGGAUGCUUCCACAACACAUCCGUAUCAUGCUCAAAGGCUGUCAGGAGGAAUUGUGAGGGGUGGGGAGAGCAUGUGUGUAAGAGAAGUUGACAACAAGAAGCUGAAGGAACUGUGUGAUCAUGACCACUGAAGGAAAGAAGUUGUUCAGGCAGCUGAGAUUUUGGCCAGAAAAAAAACAGGUUUGUGGUGAAACCUAAGGCUGGGAACAUGUCACCAUUUCUGGGGGGUCAUUAAUAGGUUCUGCCUACCCUGCCAGUGGUAAAUGUCAUGAAGGUCACAGCAUUUGUUGUCUGGGGUGUCCAGAAUCAGGCUAACUGCAUGCACAAGCAGCCUCUUCCGCAAGUGGCUGGUCAUUUAAGUGUAGCCCACGUUCUCCGUUCCAAGUAAUGUGGAACAACUUUUGUUCAUUUGGACUUGCCCAACUUCUCAGUGGGAUGUACUCUGCACUUUCAGUCUGUCUGUCACCCACACCUGCCACCUCUGGCAGCCACUUCACCUCGUCUUCUUUAGCUAGACAAGGUUCACAGGUUUCAGGUGGGCACCUACAAACAGCCACGGACAGCUAGUCUUUUGUCCUUCUUCGUUAGGGUACAAGAGUGUUUGCUGCAUUGCAGAACUCUGUGGUCCCUCAACCUUUGUCAUCAGUACUAAGAGUAUCUGGGUAGCGAUUUGGGACUGUUGUUGUUUCUGCAUGCCUUUUUUGCUGUGUCCACCUGUCUGUUCUUUUUCUCUCUUUGCCCAAUUGCUUCUCAUUCAAUGAAUCUGGCCACUGAUGAUGUUGAGGACCAUUAGAUGGAGGAGAGGUCUAUCAAUGGUAGCUAAAUGGAGCCUCAGAGUACAAGACGCUGAGUCAAGAGGGCUGCUACCUUCAUGCCCUGCUUUGGGGCACCCUUUUUUAGCUGCUGUGGGAAAAUGAAUGGGCACUACAUUGGAGGAAGCUCCUACAGUUUAGCCAGCUUCUACUAAUUACAUACUUUUCCUGCUCCACAGAGAGAAACAGCAUGAAGACCCACAAAGGGUACAGGAUCUAGAAGUUUACUGCACACUCUGUUUACUGCAUAUUAAAUGCCCGUUUUGAUCAUAUUCAUGCUUUCACUUCUGGGAGGCUGGGCCUCUCCCCAAGAGUUGCAGUGUGGGUGUGCUGUCAGUUAUACAGCAGCAGGGUGGGAUUAAUAGCAUAACUACCACCACUCUGGGCAAUCUUUCCCACACCAAGCACCUCUAUGACAAUAUAUUAAGAGGUAAAAUGUGAUGAUUGGGGCUUAUGCAGGAUGAUCCCAGGGCCACAUUGCAUGUUCUUUUCAGAACUGGUGUAUGUUUCCCAUGUAGUCUGUCUAACUUUGGAACAGUUGGCUGGCCUGGACUGGGAAUGUACGCUGCAAUCUCAGGAGCAUAGAAGCUGAAUGUGGCUUUGGGCAUCAUGUUCCACUUCCUGAGGUGAAAGUUUCUAGCCCUUGUACUGUGACAACACAGCUUUAGAGUGUGUGAGCAAUGCCUGUUGAAUAUGAUGCCCACUGUUCAAUAACUCUUUGCCUAUCUCCAUGACUAGCCAGGCCCAGAAUUAAUUUCACAAAAUAAGAGAUAAACCAGGCACGAGUUUGGUUUUCCUUGGUGCAGAAUUUUCAUUUCAUUUUACUUUCCUCCAGUGCAAAGUACACACAGCCCAAGAUGGGGUCUCUCCACUAACCUUGCCCUUUUUGUCCUCCUUCCUUCCCCAGGGGAACUACGCCACAUUAAGAAUCUCAAGCACUGGGGCCUGUACGAGGUCCUGGUGGAGAAAUAUGAGUGGCCCCUCGAGCAAGCAGCCCAGUUCACGGACUUCCUCUUGCCCAUGAUGGAAUACAUCCCAGAGGAACGCACUACAGCCUCCCAGUGCCUGGAGCAUCCGUGGCUCAACUCUUAAGGCCAGGCAGAAGUCCAGACAGACUGGUUGCUUGAAGGAAGCAGUCUUCUCGCCUGCACAAGAUUUCCUUGGCACGGACCUGGUCCCAUCACUGGAGUUGACAGGCAGGGGGGAAGGCUGUCUCCCCCAGCUCCUCCCCUAAGUGGACUGCAUUGCAGAACUGGAGGCAAGAGGCUCUUCUCUCUGGCUGAUCACAGUGGAGAAGGGGGAACUGUAAAGCAGGACUGGAACCCAGGAGCCAGGUUCACUCUGUGGUCAUUUCUGAAGCACAGCCAGAAGAUUCCCACAAUCCCUUGCUGACUCUUUUCCUAGAAGUUGCCUUCUUGGGAGAUCUCCAUGGCCACCAUCUCCAUGUACCCUUGACUGAUGCGGUUUGACUUUUAAGAAUUCAUUGUGGUUCUUCCUUGCCAGUUUCUCCCCCUGCCCUCUGCUCCCCAUCGUUUCUAACUGGUGGGCAAAGAGAGUGGCUGUGAAGCUCCCAGCAUGUGUGGGUUUGAGAGAGGCUCAGUAUGUGAGCAGAGUGUGAAUGAUGAAAAGGAAGAAGUGCAUGGAUGUUCUAGCAAGAAAGCUGGGAAGGGCAGCUCUUUGUGUGGUGGCAGAGAGACGCUGCAGCUCCUGGCUGGUGCCCCUACCCUGUCCAAAUUUCCAUGCCAAUGAAUUGCAGGAAAAGUGACAAUGAAGGUGUGCAAAGUGACAUGACCGUGGCCUGGAGGUCCAGCCGUGGCACUGUUUGGAGGGAAUGAGAGAAGGUAGCUGAUGCAGGAAGCAGUAGAAACGUAUAGGCAGUGGAGGUGAAAGAAUUUGUUUUUCUGGCUUGGCUGUCAGCACCUGAUGUCUCUGCACUUCACAGGCAUUUGCAGGCAGGUUUCUGCCAGCAACUUUGUGGUUAAGAGUUGAAUAAAUGGGCCCCUCCUCUACCCCAAGAGUCCUUUGUGCGUCCUUUCCCCUGCUGCCUAGGCAUGGGUCAUGGCCCUUAACAUGCUUUACUUUAGCCAGGAGUUGCUCAUAAAUUUGGUAUUCUAAGAAUCUCAGAAGUUUUUUAAACAAACAAGUUUCUAACCCUUGUCAUUGCUAAGGAAAGAUUUUUGCAAAGGGAAAGUCUCUAAGGGCAGCUUUCAAUAGCUGGGAUUUUUUUGUAUGUUGUGAAGUCUCUUCUCCCCCAUUUCUAAUUGUCUUUUAGUCCUAUUUUGCCUCAGUUUCCUUUUUCACUCCAGUUUGAGGUGAAUGGGAAUCAUACAAUUUCACCCACUACCCUAGCUGGUGGGAGAAAGCAAGCUAGGUUGUGUGUGUGUGUGUGUGUGUGUGUGUGUGUGUGUGUGUCUUUACCCACCAACUACUCCCCACAAUGCAUAUUUUGGAAUGGCUGGCAUUGUUGCUCUCUCAAACUGCUACAACAGCUCCCGCUCCCCCCCCCCCAACGUUUCCGGACACUUUUGCUACCUGUGGUCAGUUUUCAUUAUUAUAAGGCAGAGUGUAGCCGCUCCAAAAAGCUUGACACUGUUCCAAGCUACUUUUGUGCCUUUAGGAAGAAGCUUAUCUACUGUUCGUGAUGAAAGAUUGAAUGGUGUGGGAGUGCCCCUGUAGCAUUUUCCCCAAAACAUUUUGGGUUCAGAAAAGGAGGAACCACAAGCAGAGGAAAGACACAGAACAGGAGGAGGAAAAAGAUGUGUGGAGCUAGGCUUAAACCCAAAGUCCCAAGUUCUGAUGCCUGUCCCAUGGCUAUAGCACUGGAACCCAGAAGUUGUGGUUGGCUCUUGCAUUCUGCAGCCUCAUACUAUAAAGGGGGAGGUGGUGUUGGGGAAGCCUCCUAGGUCUGGCAGACAACUGGUCGCAGUACUGCCCAAGACUGGUGUCUUUAAACCAAAGUUGUGGUGCAAGAGAACUGGGCAUAGGGAGAGGGAAGCAAUACUGUUGCCUUGCACUGCAGUCUCUGGAACAAGAAACCCUGCCCUUGCUUUAGGGUGUUGCCCAUGUUGGGGAGUGUGCGUGUGUUUGUGUGUGUGUGUUUUGAAGGCCCUUCUACUGUUCCAGGGAUUUGAGUUCAAGACUUUUCAUUAAAACGUUUGCAAUAGCC